Messenger RNA from Didymella exigua CBS 183.55, 1343 nucleotides. Its product is annotated as ubiquitin fusion degradation protein. The transcript has 3 exons. Gene Ontology annotation, cellular component: VCP-NPL4-UFD1 AAA ATPase complex. The record is from RefSeq and is a predicted model, not a curated record. Gene Ontology annotation, molecular function: polyubiquitin modification-dependent protein binding. Lineage: Eukaryota; Fungi; Ascomycota; Dothideomycetes; Pleosporales; Didymellaceae. The coding region runs from base 136 to 1203 and encodes 355 amino acids.
UUCGUCAUCGCCUAUCGAUCACUUUGACGAUCUGCCACCGAACUCCCUCAUACCUUGCGCCCUCUUCCAGCUACAGUGAAAGCUACAGUGACCCAACCGCUACUGUAUUUCAGCUUAAGUGGCACGUUUUCUAUCAUGUUCAACCCCAACUUCUACGGCGAAGACGACCCUAUGGCUGCGUACCAAGCCAUGCGUCGUGGUGGUCCCACUCGGCGCUUCGAUGAAUACUUCCGCUGCUAUCCUGUUGCUAUGCUGCCUGGGCCAGAUCGUGAGGAUGCAAACCACGGCGGCAAAGUAUUCCUCCCGCCCAGCGCACUCGACAAGCUCACACGACUACACAUCACAUACCCUAUGCUCUUCGAGCUGAUCAACGGUGUACAAGACGGCAAGAAGACACAUGCUGGUGUACUCGAGUUCAUUGCGGAAGAGGGCAAGAUCUACCUGCCAUACUGGAUCAUGCAAACACUGCUUCUCGAGCCUGGCGACCUUCUACAAGUCAAGUCGACCGACCUUCCUCUCGGAACCUUCAUCAAGCUGCAACCCCAGGAUUCGUCGUUCUUAGAGAUCUCAGACCCCAAGGCCGUUCUUGAGAACGCUUUCCGGAACUUCGCAUGUCUGACGAAAGGCGACAUUUUCACCUUUUCAUACAAUGAGAGUGUCUACAGCGUUGCUGUACUUGAAGCCAAGCCAGAUCACCCUAGUCAGGCGGUAUGCACAAUCGAGACGGAUUUGUCUGUCGACUUUGCGCCACCAGUAGGCUACAAGGAGCCAGAGAGGACGAGCGGUACUAGUACGCCACGCAGUGUCAUGGCGGGUAAGGGCGGAACGCUGCACUCUCAGGGUACCAUGGCCCAGGCUAUCAACUACGCUGCGAUCGCACCCUCCGCAACGAGCGCAGCUGCUGGUGCGAAGGCCGUGUCCUCAAAUUUCCUCACGGGUGGUCACAAGUUGUCGAAGAAGGGUAGUAAGGCACCCACUCCUCAAGCUUCCACACCGAUUGCAGGAGAGUCUACAAACCCACCCAAGACCGUACGACGCACGAACGGCCCUCAGCCACUAAGACUGCCACCGGGCAAGCUAUUCUUUGGUUACGAGAUCAAGCCAGUUAAGGACAAGAAAGGGGCUGAUGAAGGCGAGCAGAAGGAGUCGAAGCACUUCGAAGGCGCCGGCAACACUUUGCGAAAGAAGAAGGGCGACAAAUAGGCAGCUGGUCAUAUUGGACGGAAAACAUCACGAUGCAUUGCAAGGCGCUAAUGGGAGCCAGCCACAAAAGAUGGCAUAUGGCGUUCUGGGAUACCUACGAGCUAUUCCAAAUUCACACAAUUCUCAACUGCACAUUCUUA